CCUCCUCCCGACCCCGCCGAAUAAGCCAGAAGAAUGAGAGCAGGUCAGAUUUACUGAGAAAAAUUCGGGAAGCUAGAGAGCGCGGUGAACGCUACAUCGUUGAAACCACUGAGAAGCCUGUUUAUGAAACAGUAGAUGAAAAGACCUACUCCAAGAUAGUCCAAGAACGCAUUGAAGAUGAUUGGAUUGUGGACGAUAAUGGUCUUGGUUAUGUGGACGAUGGUCGAGAAAUAUUUGAUGAUCAUGAUGGUGAUCUUGAAGGAAGCGAAUCUCUUAGGAAAUCUACUCGUGGGUCCACUGGAGUGAAGAAGCGUCAUAAUCCCGACUUGCGCCCCUCGUCCUCACCUCCCAAAUACUCUUCCAAGGAUAUUCGUUUCAUGUUUGCAACUUCCGCUUCCCGUCAGUCUAAGCGGGCUGCUGGUACUGUUGCCGAAGAUGCAGCUUUGGAUGAUUUGCUGGCCGAACUGGAUGUGGUCAGAUCUCUGAAUAUGCCGGCUAAGAAACCAAGAAUGGAUGGAAUUCGAAAGACUCUUCCUGAAAAACGAACUCUAGAACAAUUUCCUUCACCACAUCCCCAUCGUCGGACCUCCCAUACAAUCGGGUCUCGGCCGUUGCAGCCUCCAUAUCGAUCAUCUCAUUCGUCUGUAAAUAUGGAUUGCGCGGCAAUCCGCUCAAAAGAUAGUGGACCAAUAAGGAAAUCUCCGUUUAAGCCCAGUCCCGUGGUUGAACUUGAACCGAGGCCCGAACUUAUCGUGGAAUCAACCGAUGUUCCAUUAGUCGAUGACGUAGAUGCGGGUGAAGAAGACGGGAAGCCAGCUGAAGUGGAGAUCCCGGGACCGGAACUGACUAGUGGUAUGCCAUGGCUUCAUGAAGGUGAUGACGCUGAAGUGUCGCGUGCUGAUGAGGAUCUUUCUGAGGUUCCGUCAUGCGAUGAUUCUGGCGGUCUUCGAUUCUUCUGGUUAGAUGCUUACGAGGAUUUGGCGAACCAGCAGGGUGUGGUCUUUCUCUUUGGCAAAAUUCCAUGCAAAGAACAGUCUGGUUUUUGUAGCUGUUGUGUCCGCGUCAAAGAUUUGGAACGUCGUGUCUUCUUCCUACCCCGUCCAGCAACUGAAUGGUCAGUUAGAGAUGUUUACGAAGAGAUUGUGGAACUCAGUGGCCAAUGGAAAAUCGGUAAAUUUAAAUGUAAACCAACGACAAAAAAGUACUGCUUUGAGGCAGUCGACGUUCCCAGCGAAGCUGAAUAUCUUGAGGUUCGCUAUCCAGCCUCCUAUCCAUCUCUUCCUGCCGACCUUAAGGGGAAAACGUUUUCGCGAAUUCUGGGUUCAACUACUUCAUUUCUGGAAAAUCUAAUUCUUGACCUGCAUUUGCGCGGUCCAUGCUGGUUAGAGAUCAGAGGAGCAACACUCCUUCAGCCACAAUUGAGUUGGUGCAAGGUGGACUACGACUUUUCCUUCCAGCAACCUAACAAAUUGCUCAAAUUGGCGGAUGUUCUGGCAGCUCGUGGGGGUAACGUUACGGUCCCACCUGCGCCGCCCAUUCGAUUGGUGGCAUUGGACAUCAAGUCAGUUGUGCACAAGCAGGGCCAUUCUGCUGAGAUUAUCUCUGUGGGUCUCUUAAUUGACAACCACUUUCAUCUGGACAAACCCAAUGGAAAAAGGACAUUUCGUUCACAUUAUCUUGAUACUGCUUUUUGCAUCGACGGUUCAUCUGAAUCUAGUCACAGGAGUCACGUUUCUUUGUUGGUGCAAGCAACUUAUCUAUUUCUAGUGCUUGCACCACCGAAGGACUCAGUGCUGCCCUACGAUCUCUCGAAGCGGCUUCCAACUUGGGGGCGGCAGUAUCAGCCACCCUCAAGCAGUGGUAGCGGUAGUGAUAGCGAUAUACCCUACGGCAUCGACAUGGAGCCCAAUGAGCGAGCUCUUCUCGGCCGAUUUCUGACACGCAUCCAUCGCCUCGACCCUGAUCUUCUUGUAGGCCACGACCUUUGGGGCAAUCAACUUGACCUCUUGGUACAUCGCCUUGUUUCCCACAAAGUUCCCCACUGGCAUCGCGUUGGCCGUCUCCGGCGCUCACAACACUUUGCUGUUAACUUUAACAGGUCUUGGUUUAUGCGCCAUGCCCUUCCUGGACGGCUGAUAUGCGACAUGCGAGUCUCGGCCCGCGAGCUGAUGAGGUUGCGUACCUACAGCCUCAGCGAAUUAGCUUUUCAAAUCCUCGGGGGGGAUUCAAAGUCUCGACGACAAAUUCCCGCUCUUGUAGCUCGCCAAUUCGUCUCCUCCACCACCCCGGCCGGUUGUUUCGACGAAGCUCUUAUCUCCAGCAUUGAUUUGGAAGUAGACACGGUGGAUUUGGGUUGCCUCUUCCUCUCAGCUGAUGGCGUGAAGGAUCUUGUUGAUUUUUGUCUUUCUGAUGCCCUUCUUAUUCUGCGAAUAGCUCACCAGUUGCAGGUAGUGCCACUGGCUCAUCAGAUCACAUCAAUCUGUGGCAACUUAUUGAGUCGCACAUUGGCAGGUGGUCGUUCGGAGCGGAACGACGCGUUGCUACUGCAUGCGUUCGUGCAACAGGGCUACCUCCCACCUGAGCCAUCUUCACGUCCCCAUUCCGCCCGCAGCGUCAAAGGCGACCUGGAUUGUGUCGAUGUCGAGCAUGAGGGGCGUCGCAAACCCGCCUAUACUGGUGGUCUCGUCCUCGAUCCUAAAGUUGGGUUCUAUGACACUUAUGUUCUAGUGUUGGAUUUCAACUCACUGUACCCCUCCAUAAUCCAAGAGUUUAAUCUCUGUUUCUCCACGAUGGAGCGUUCCUUCUUCGCAGCCAAAGACCCAUCUGAUUCUAACACGACCUCAUUAGAUCUGCACACUGUUCUCCGUUUUCAGGCGACCAACGAGGACACAUAUGUUUCAGAGUUGAUAGCGAGUGUAACGCAGCAGGAUGGAACGAAGGCCUUACAGCAGCAUCUGCCAAUAUCUCGAUCACCUGGCAUUCUACCCUCCGAGGUGCGGCGAUUGGUGGAGAGUCGGAAGGAAGUUAAGAAGCUUAUCGCUGCCGCCUCGGCUGUUGCCGAUGCCACAAAUGCGGCUGCGGUGGCCCAGUGGAACAUUCGCCAACAGGCACUCAAAAUUACCGCUAAUUCCGUCUAUGGAUGUCUCGGCUUCAGUGCUUCUCGCUUCUGUGCACGCAAUCUUGCUGCUCUCGUCACUGGACUGGGACGUGCUCUCCUUGUCAAUACAAAAGAACUCGUUGAAAAUAUGAAACUCGAGGUGAUAUACGGUGACACAGACUCCAUAAUGGUGAAUACCAAUUCUACGGACCUCUCUUCAGCCCUUGCUAUAGGGGAUAAGGUGAAGCACGAAGUGAACCGUCGCUAUCGCCUGGUGGAGCUUGACAUUGAUGGAGUGUUUGCGGCGAUGUUGUUACUGGCAAAAAAGAAGUAUGCUGCAUUGGUCGUUGAACAUCCUUUCCAGUACGUUGAGUGGCUGCGACAGCAACAACCAUUACAGCAGACGCUGCCGUUGCCGCCCACCAAGAUGGAAAUGAAGGGCCUUGACAUUGUCCGCCGCGACUGGUGUCGCUUGGCUGUUGAAGUUGGCAAGUUUUGUGUCACUACUCUUCUCUCCGGCUGCACUACCUCCGAAGCUGCGAUCGAGCAAAUCCAUGAGCGCUUGCGCACCGUUGCUGAACAGGUCCGAAAUGGUAGUAUUCCGAAAACGAACUUUGUAAUUACCAAAAUGUUGACCAAGAAUCCGGAAGACUAUCCUGAUGCCAAAUCUCAACCGCACGUUCAAGUUGCCCUGCGGUUCAACCAGCAAAUGGUUUCCAGCGGCGCUGGAGGCGCUGUUGGUCAUCGAUUUCGUGCUGGAGAUACAGUGGAAUACAUAAUCUGCAAUGAUGGCACUUCUAGAUCAUCUGUGCAGAGGGCUUACUCCCCCACCGAGCUCUCUGUUGGGGUGAGGCCUCCCAAGCUUAACAGUGACGAUGGUGAUCAGACCUUGGGGAUGGGCCAAAAGCAUCAGGAGGAGCGAUUCACUAUCGAUAUACAGUACUACCUGGCAAGUCAGAUUCACCCCGUGGUUUCUCGUCUCGUUGCUCCUAUUGAAGGCACUUCACCGGCGCAUAUUGCCGAUUGUCUGGGUCUCGAUCCUGCUUCUUAUCGUCGUUCAAUGACAGCCGCUGCCGCUGCCACUGCCUUCGCUGACAAUGGAGAGGCAUGUCUUGCUGCCCUCUCAUCGCUAUCAUUUUUUAUUUACUCACAGUUUACUGGCACUGCCUCAAUGUUCUCUCCCAGCUCUCUCAUUGACGUGGAUCCUUUGACUCUGUCCUGCCUCGCCUAUCGCGAUGGCAAACAGUGUUCCGGAAAGGCCCUCAUUCGCACCUCUCCCUUCACAAAAUCUGGUCUUGCCACGUGGGUUUGUCCCGAGUGCGGCGAAGGUCUUUUAGGAAGUGUGAGGUACGCGAUCGCAGCGGUAAACCAGUUGGUGCUGCAAGCUCGUGCUCACAUCGUUGCCUACGAAGUAGGUGUGUUGGUAUGUGAGGAUCCCACCUGCGCCCUUGCCACUCGCACUUCUUCCUGUCCUCCCAGUACCACUGCGUCCGCCUCUGCCGGCGAAGGCCUCUGGGCGUCAGGUACACAGCAGCAACAACAGCCAAUAUGUCCACUCUGUGGGACUGGCCAGAGCCUUCUGCGUCCUUUACACUCCGAGAUGCAACUCUACCGCCAACUCCUCUUCUAUCGCCACCUCCUCCUCCCCCCCGAAUUAUCCUCGUCAGCUGACCUAUCACCAUCCAUAAGAGACACCCUGGAAACGGGUCUGCGACAGGUGCGUCGCUACUUGGCCCAGUCGGCUUUUGCCAUGGUGGAUUUGGGACAGAUCUUCGUUGGUUUACCCUUUACUCAUCCUACUAAUGGGACCGUGACUACGGUAGUGGACUAG
Molecule: messenger RNA, 4928 nt
Organism: Hydatigera taeniaeformis
Lineage: Eukaryota; Metazoa; Platyhelminthes; Cestoda; Cyclophyllidea; Taeniidae
Source: the annotation of a GenBank genome assembly